CCUGACGUAUCGCGAGGGGAGAAGCGGCUCUCCCCCGCUCCGACGCGAGGCCGCCGGCCGCCCGCAGCCCCGGAAGCGGUUCCUCGCCGCCCGCCACCUUCCUGUUCCCGGCAGGGCCCGCUGCGCGCGUCUCCCCUCGGCCCCACGGCCCGCGCCGGCCCUGCCCCAGCCGAGGGCACCCGCGCGGCCCCGGGCCGCGGCUGGCAGCGGUCGGGUGGGCUGGCCUGGCCUGCGCGCGGCCUCUCCCGCCCCUCUCCCCCGAGCCCAGCGAGCGGACGCCGCAGGCCCGAGGCUUCCUCCACUGUGGCCUUCUGUGCUCCCCGUUGAAAGAAAACGAUCCCAAAGUCAAGAAGCGGACCAACUGUGGGUUCCGCGUAGUGCCUCGAAGCUUGAGAAGAGUCCCUGGCAGCCCCUGUUUAAAAUCGGGUCUUGAGCCCUGGUGUGUGGCCUCUGACCUCUGCCUGACACAAGGCCUGCUUCCGUGUUAAUUGGAUCCAUCAGAGGCUUUUCUGGUGCAGAAGUCUUGAUAUUGCACCUGACAGCCUCGGGUGUAUCCUCAGGAUUUCCUUCUUAGAUGCAUUACUACGACUGCUCCUACUUUUCGUGUUUGUAUUGCUGCUGCUACUACUACUUUUAGGGGCUAGCCAAGCCUCGUCUCUCAGAUCCAAUGCUCUACGUUACCUGAAAUGAAUGCUAUGAAUGUGAUGUUUUUAGGGCCCUAAGAAAAGAAAGGGCGAUCUUUACCUAAUGUGCUGUUUCUUUCUCUCUCUCCCCAGCUCCCUCUUUCUCCUCCAUUUUCAUACCUUCUUCGAAAAACCCUUGCUUUUAUCAUCUUGUUAAUUCCCUUGUUAGCAAGAUAAUAGUAAGCUUUGGUAUGUGCUCAGUAGAAAUGUAUCUAAGACAUUUUCAUUUGAAAUCGUCUAUACUGGUCAGAAAUACAAGUGAGUUAAGGUGGUGCCCUGAAAGGAGGCUCGGAUCUCAGGGGCCUGGGAGAUGUUGGGAGAUUUGUCCCCUCCCAUCACUCUGUGAUGCCAGGGGGCAGGAGUACUUUAGCUGGGAAACCAAGUGUGCCCCAAGCCAACCAGCUGCAGAGGGGUGAUGGUUUCAUUGGAAGCCUAUGGCCUUCUCCUUCUCUUCAAACCCGGUGUAUUCUGGCAAAACACAGAAGGAGCCCUACCCUUUCAGAUACUCUGCCCUCUCACCUCACUACGCUUCCGUCUCCCAGUCUCCCUCAAUGCCCAAUGGAAGCCCAGGCUGCCCACCUUGGCUGAUACUUCCUUUGGAAGGUGGAGAACAAAUGGGCCCUAGAUAGUGGCUGACACCAUGUGAGCUCUUGCUCCCGUGGCACACUGCACCUUACAUAUGACCUUUUAUUUUGUUAUAGUUUUUCUUCUCUCUUUCCUAAGCCUUCUCCCAGGUCUUCCCUCCAACCCCAAGGCACAGAGAGAAGAAGGUGGCCUUCUGAGUUUGGGGUGGGAUUGAGACUAGAACCCAAGUUAGAACUAUCUCACAGAAACCCAGGUCAGUAACAGGUCAAGGGAGCAAAAGGGUGCUGCUAAAAUGUGCUUGUACCUGUUUGCUGGGAAUGGGUGGGGCGCGUAUUGGACGAGCAGGAUUUGCUCCAUGGAUUCUGGAGACAGGCUUGUAAUGAAAGAGAAAAAAAAUAUGGGAAGAGGAUUUUGAGAGCUAUGCAAAACCUCAUAGUGAAUCUAAUCCCAGAUAUGUUGUAGGUCACUGAGGUCUUUACACUCUUCCCUCCUGUGGUAGUCUGCUAGGGCUUCCGUAACAAAAUGCCACCGACUGGGUCUUGCGAACAACAGAAAUUUAUGUUCUCACAGUUCUAAAUGCUGGAACUCCAUCAUUAAGAUGGUGGCAGGUUUGGUUUCUUCUGAGGCCUCUCUCCUUAGCGCGAAGAUGGUCGCCUUCUUGCUUUCUCUUCGCGUGGUCACCCCGUGUUGUUGGUGUCUUCACCUACUCUUGUAUUGCAUUAGGACCCACCCAUAUGACCUCAUUUUUCCUUGACUACCUUUUUAAGGGCCCUGUCUCCUGAGGUCCUGGGGGUCAGGACUUCGACCUACGAAUUUGGGUGGGGGAGGAGGGGCAAAUUUGCUGACUUCUGGGGACUGAGAUCGACGUAUUACAUAUAUUAUUGACAGAGUCUGGAGAUUUCCCGGCAGUUAACCUCACAGAAGACUGUAGCACACCUGCGUCUCAUUUUACUCAUCAUUCGCAUAUUUCUCUUGCAGAUGAAAUAGACUGUUUGCUUUUUAUUUGGCUUUUAGGUUUUUUAAGCUACUUCUACCAGUUAAACUUCGUGGGUCUGCUUCUAAUGAAAAUAUGCAAGUCUUCAUAGCUAACAAAAGUACUUUUAAAAAAGGAUGGAGCAGAUUUUCCCUCUUCCCUGAAGCUGCCGAGGGAGAGAUACCUUUCCACAUUAUAGAACAAGCAAUUUGGUUAAAUGAAGAGUUAAAUUGUGAACUUUCACAAGAAUUUCAGUCUGAUUCUUUGCAAUGCGAAGAUGAAUGAUUCAACACUUUCACUAUUUUGUUUGUUCUGUUCUCUGUUAAUAUAAUUCUGUCCUUGGAAGUGUUACUUUAACAAAGGGGAAUUGUUAAAUUCCUAGAACUUUAAAAAUUGUUGCCAUGUCUUGAUAAUUUCUUGCCCUGGUGAUAGCACUGAAAGUCCUAUCUCUCUAUUCCCAAAAUAUAAAAUUAUUUAUAUGAUUUAUCUGCUAGUUCAUAAUAUUUCUUUUCUCUCACAUGCCUGAUGGAAUAUUUGUAAUCCUAUGACUUCUCUAUUUUGUUGCCUACAAAUUAUUUUAUUUUUUAAUUCUUAAAAUAUGGGAUUUUUUAAAUUAAUAGACCUUAUUUUUUUAAGGCCAGUUUUAGUUUUUCAGACAAGUUGAGCAGAAAGUGGUUUCUCCUGUUAUUAACCUUUCUCUUGUUAGUAACAACUUGCAUUAGUGUGGUACAUCUUACAAUUGAGGAGGCAGUGUUUCCACAUUAUUCUUAACUGAAGUCCAUUGUUUACUUUAGGCUUCACUCUUUGUAUACAGCUGAGUGUUGCUAAAUGCAUAGUGUCAUGUAUCCACAAUUAUAAUGCAUGCAGAAUAGUUUCAUUGUCCAAUAUGUCCCUUUACUCCACGUCAAAUGAUUUCUUUUCAGUUAACACCACUGUGUGGUGAGAACGCUGCCCUCCCCAUCCCUCUUUGGCCUUCACGGAAAUGAAAUGACUUUUAUCCCACUGGCCCUUUUUCCUUAUUUGUCUAUCUGUCUCCUAAUUUGUAAGGUCUCUGGAGAGGCAGCCCGAGGUCUCCUGAUAAGCUUCCUAAAGGUGAGUUUCAAGGAACUAAUCCAUAUUCAUAUACUCAGAUACAGCAUCCAGCCAGCGGCCUGUUUUCCUUGAAUUUAUCUUUAGUGUUACCUGCUGUGUUUCGGCUUUUGACAUGUGGAGAUCAUGGCCCCCCUGCUUGGGAUGGACUGCAAGGGAUCUAACAUGAAGAAGACUGAGCCCAGGAAACAGACUGUGAGCACUCCCACCCCAUGACCUGGGCUAAGAAACAGAGUUUUGGAGUGAGAUGGAAGGAGAAUGAAAUCUUUCUAGGAGCAGUGUGAAGAAGACAGAAACCGCUCCCCUCCCUGGACUGGCCAAGCCACCUGCCAAGCGCCGCUGCCACCAUGCCCAAGAGAAAGGCAAAGGGAGAUGCUAAAGGUGACAAGGGGAAGGUGAAGGAUGAGCCACAGAGGAGAUCGGCACGCUUGUCCGCUAAACCGGCUCCUCCAAAGCCAGAACCCAGGCCUAAAAAGGCCCCUGCAAAGAAAGGAGAGAAGCUGCCCAAAGGGAGAAAGGGGAAAGCAGAUGGUGGCAAGGAGGGGAACAACGCUGCAAAGAACCUAGAUGCUUCCACUGCCCAGUCACAGAAAGCAGAAGGCAGUGGGGAUGCCAAGUGAAGUGUACUGUUUUGAUAGCUCUGUACUUCUAGUGACUCUACUGUUUGAAAUACUAUUUUUCUUUAAUCAAGUUUUAUAAAAAUGUAGAAUUUGUUUUUUUUUCUUUCCAAACUUAUGUUGUUAGCAUACAACACACAUUGUUGCUGUCUUGUAGAAAGUGCAAAUACCACUAAUAGAAUAUCUCAGAAGGUGGAUUGAAAUGGGGGAAGAUGGGAUCUUCUGUCCUUAUUUUUGAAGAUUAUUCUUGGUUCCCAGGAGAGAUUCUCUGACAUUCACACAUGUCAGCCACUUUGGCUUAGAAGCCUUACAACAGAGAGAAGCAAAACUUCAUGUCUUCUUUCCUGAUGCCAUCAGCAUACACUUGACUUCCUGAAAUAGUUAUGAUGUGGCCUUGGCCACCCAAAAAUCCUGUGUCGGGUAAUAAUACUCAGGCUUUCUGGUGAUAAUAUCAAGAUGGUGUUGCUCAAAGACCAAGAUUCCUGUUUGUAGUUUGUGGAUCAUCCCAUCGAUGAUCUUAGAGUUUUUCGCCCCUUUCUGCCAUGUCAGAGUUGACCUGUGACAAGGUCUUACACGCCUCUUGUGAAAUAUCCACCCCUUCUGAGAACUCCACCUUUUCAAAACAGCAACAGAAGACUGUUGACUUUUAGGGGAGGGGAGUUUGAAAGUUGUAAAAUGUUAUGGAUUGUCAGCCAUGUCCUCCUGGAAGUCACUGGUUUUGAAAAGUAUCUGAUAAAGCUGAAUACGAAUUAGCUUGGUGGUAGGGGGAUCAUUUCCUACCCCAAGUCAUAGGUAUAUUCUUUAUUGCAUUGUAAACAUUUUAUAGUCUUGCUUUUCACAUUUGUCUUUAGUCUGCUCUGAACUGAUUUUUGUGAAAAGUAGAAGAUAGAAGUUCAAUAUAAUAUUUUUUCCAUGUGUAUAAGUGGUGGUUGUCCCAGCACCAUUCUCUGAAUACUUAAUUCUUUCCCACUGAUCUAUAACACCAGCUCUUUCGUAAAUAAAGUCUCUGUGUGUGGGUGAGUCUGUUGAGGAUUUCUAUUCUGACUCACUGGUCAAUUUGUCUAAUCUUGUGGCAGUACUAUACAAUCCUGAGUACUAUUUUAGAAAAAAGGUCUUGGUAUCUCAGGACAAAUCCCACCUCCAAAAAAAUCACCACCAAAUUUUUCUUCCUCGGGAGUAUCUUGGCUAUUUUUAGCCAUUUGCUCUUCAGUACAACUUUUAGAAUUAGAUUGACAAGUUCUAAAAACAAAAAUGUUGGAAUUUUUAUUGGAUUUAUACUGAAUUUAUAGACUAAAUACAAUGUUGAGUCUUCCAAUCCAUGAACAUGAUAUAGUUCUCCAUUUAUUUAGCCUUUUUAAAUGUCUUUCAAUAAAGUUUUAUAAUUUUCUCCAUGAA
Ailuropoda melanoleuca (giant panda) is the source of this 5342-nucleotide messenger RNA. RefSeq names its product high mobility group nucleosomal binding domain 4 (gene HMGN4). The transcript has 2 exons. The record is from RefSeq and is a predicted model, not a curated record. Gene Ontology annotation, biological process: chromatin organization. Gene Ontology annotation, molecular function: nucleosomal DNA binding. Lineage: Eukaryota; Metazoa; Chordata; Mammalia; Carnivora; Ursidae. Gene Ontology annotation, cellular component: chromatin; nucleus. Bases 3678 to 3950 code for a protein of 90 amino acids.